AUGCCCAGCUCACAGUCCACCAUGAUGUCCAGACCAAGUCUCGGGCAUCGUUCCAUCUCGGAACAGGCUCCCCUCUACAACCCUUCCACCAACCCGCACUCCGGCUCUCACCUUCGCGCUUCCAAGGCUGCUAGCGGUGCUCAGAUCGCCACUGGUUCUGUCCUCCCUCACUCACCCUGGCUUCCCCUUCCCCCUGCUUCCAACUCGAAGCACUCCACCCUUUCUGUCGAUGUGAUUGACGUCGAGCAGAUCGAGAACUUUGCCCCAGGCCAACAUCGCGCCCCUUUGAGCUCAGCUUCUCUCGCCAGUCGACGCCAAGCCCGACGAGGCCUUUCCGAAGGCUUUUCUCUUCACACUAAUCAACACAAGUCUAGCCGUAUGGCCAUGGCAAUAAGUGCCGCUUCGGCUCUCGGUCCAAAGUCGGCUCUCCGACUCGACAUUGCCGCUACUGCCGACCACUUUUCAGCUGCAGCAAGCAAGUCUGCCGGCAUGAUCCGCGGCUACUCGAUGCCCGUCGCUACCCAAGAGGAGCAUGAUGAGCAGCAGCGCAUCAUGGCCUUGGGACUCUCACCUGUUGGCCACUACGCCGCCAAUCCUGCCUGGUGGCAGUAUGGUUGGUCAUCACCUGGCGGCGUCAACCAUCGUCAUCUCCAGCGACAGAAUGGUGCUCCAGAGUUUGUCAGCGAGCGCCAACCAUCAUCGCAGUCAAAACUUGCAACUGUCAUGGCCGCCGCUUCUACUCCUGCUGGUCCAUCACCCAUGUCUUCAUCACCUCUCACAACGCGACCAAGCAGCCAUGCCAGCAAGACCCACUCCAGCUGUUCACCCAAGAUGAAGAACAAGCACUUGCCCAGCAUUCACCAGCACACCUUCCAAAAUACAUCGUCGCGAUCCGCCUCGUCAUCACCCAAAAUUGGCCGAUCUCCCCUCUCGAUGAUCUCUGUCAACUUGCCCGCCGUUGAUCAGCAACUGCAGCAACAGCAAGAGCAGGCACUCAGCAAAUCGGUCCAUGACACCAUCUCACCCAUUAACAAUGCAUUCGAGAUUGAGAUGGAUGCACUCAGCCAACGCUUUGAGCAAUGGUCACGAUCACAAGCCCUCUCCACACUACGAGAGUCUCGAUCGGAUGAUCAGCUUUCUGCGACUGCCAACGAGGAUGAAGACUACUUCAACCUUUGCCACGAUGAACCCCAAGACAACCUCGUCCGCGGUGGAGCUGACCUCGGUUUCCUCGUUCGAGUCACAGGUGGGAGUGACACCUCAGAUGAAGCACGUACUCCACGUGCCUCUUCUCCUCGUCCUCUCUCCAAGACAGCUCUUCAAUACCACAACCUUGAGCACCUUGCCACUCACAAGGAUGACGCACAACACAGUUUCGCCGAGACCAAUAGAUGGUCUGCAAACUUUGACUUUAUUCACCCGGAUCACCUCGCUUAG
Molecule: messenger RNA, 1437 nt
Organism: Ustilago hordei
Lineage: Eukaryota; Fungi; Basidiomycota; Ustilaginomycetes; Ustilaginales; Ustilaginaceae
Exons: 1
Coding region: 1-1437 (478 amino acids)
Source: RefSeq, a predicted model, not a curated record